AUGGUACGGAUUUUACUCGAAAGCUAUGCAAUAUGUCGUGAAAGCUUUUUCACUUCAGUUCCUGGACCAAAAGCAAUUGCAGAAAAGCUUGAUCAUGACAACAUUAAAGUACUAAUUGAACAAUAUUUAGCUGGAGAAGAUAAACUAGACCUGUUGAUUUGGGAAAUGACUGAAUGUGAUUCAUCUGAACCGAUGGUGGCAACAGAGGAUAUGUUAGAUCGAGAACAAAAGGAUGAUCAAGAACACAAGGCAUAUGGUUGUGAUAUAAAUAAAUGCAAAACUUUGUUGGUUGGCGAUCAAGGAACAAACUAA
Messenger RNA from Paramuricea clavata, 312 nucleotides. Lineage: Eukaryota; Metazoa; Cnidaria; Anthozoa; Malacalcyonacea; Plexauridae. The record is from the annotation of a GenBank genome assembly.